This is a messenger RNA of Trichechus manatus latirostris (Florida manatee), 1377 nucleotides long. RefSeq names its product caspase 1 (gene CASP1). Gene Ontology annotation, molecular function: caspase binding; cysteine-type endopeptidase activity. Gene Ontology annotation, cellular component: IPAF inflammasome complex; AIM2 inflammasome complex; NLRP3 inflammasome complex. NCBI's taxonomy places the organism in Eukaryota, Metazoa, Chordata, Mammalia, Sirenia, Trichechidae. The record is from RefSeq and is a predicted model, not a curated record. The transcript is spliced from 10 exons. Gene Ontology annotation, biological process: regulation of inflammatory response; regulation of apoptotic process; proteolysis. The coding region runs from base 53 to 1270 and encodes 405 amino acids.
UAGAAGAUGCUUUCAGUUUCAUACCACACAACAAGGGUGAGAGGAAAGGGCCAUGGAGGCGGACAAAGUCCUGCUGGAGAAGAGGAAGCUGUUUAUCCAUGCAGUGAACGAGGGCACAAUAAAUGGCUUGCUGGAUGAACUAUUAGAAAAAAAAGUGCUGAACCAGGAAGAAAUGGAGAUAAUAAGACGUGAAAAUGCUACAGACAUGAAAAAGGCCCGAGCUCUGAUUGACCCCGUCAUUCGGAAAGGGCGCCGGGCGUGCGAGAUUUGCAUCAGUCAUAUUUGUGAAGCAGACCCCUUCCUUGCAGAGAAGAUGGGACUCUGCUCAGGUCUCCAAUCUGGAAAUGACUUUAAUGCACAAGACUUGCCAGCAGUGGCACCUUUUCUACCAGCCUCCUGGGCAGCGCAGGACAAACCAGCUGAGUGCACAUCCUCAGAGCCAGGAGGGAUGCUUAAGCUUUGCUCACCAGAAACAGCGCACAGGAUAUGGAAUGAAAAGUCAGCCGAGAUUUACCCAAUAAGAGAAAAGUUGAACCGCACACGUCUCGCUCUCAUUAUCUGCAACAUAGAUUUUGAGAAUCUUCCCAAGAGGGCUGGUGCUGAUGCUGAUAUCAGAGGGAUGAAGACACUGCUCGAAGGACUGGGGUACAGCGUGGAUGUGAAACAAAAUCUCACUGCUUCGGACAUGACUGCAGAGCUGAAGACAUUUGCUGACUGCCCAGAGCACGAGACCUCUGACAGUACUUUCCUGGUGUUCAUGUCUCACGGUAUUCGGGAUGGUAUUUGUGGGAAGAAGUACUCUGAGGGAAUCCCAGAUGUAUUAGAAGUCAACACCAUCUUUCAAAGCUUGAACACCCGGAACUGUCCAAAUUUGAGAGACAAACCCAAGGUGAUCAUCAUCCAGGCCUGCCGUGGUGUGAACCAGGGAGUGGUGUGGUUAAAAGAUUCAGUAGAAAAUUCUAUCAGCAGCUCUUCACUGGCUCCAGAAGAUUUUGAGGAUGAUGCCCUUAAGAAAUUCCAUGUGGAGAAGGAUUUUAUAGCAUUUUGUUCCUCGACACCAGAUAAUGUUUCUUGGAGACAUCCAACUUUGGGCUCUCUUUUUAUUAUAAAACUUAUUGAAAAAUUUCAAGACUAUGCCUGGUCUUGUGACCUGGAGACAAUUUUCAGAAAGGUUCGACUUUCAUUUGAGUCCCCAGAUGGUAAGGCACAGAUGCCCACUGUUGAAAGGAUGACUUUGACUAGAUAUUUCUACCUCUUCCCCGGAUAUUAAAAUAAGAAGCCAGGAAUUCUGUCAUUCUGUGCCUGUUUUUGGAAUCAUGUCUGCGGAGCAUGGACCUUUCUUUAAACAUUCAAAUAAAUCUGAAAUAAAAAUGAAAA